AUGAAGUCCAGAAACAAUUCGUUCGAACCCCAGCCGGAGCUGCAGGAGCUGCUGCAGAAGCCGCACAGCCUCAAGCUGAUCCCUGACGGCAAACGCGCAACAAAACGGGAAUAUGACUUGCCUUAA
Spodoptera exigua (beet armyworm) is the source of this 126-nucleotide messenger RNA. The record is from the annotation of a GenBank genome assembly. Lineage: Eukaryota; Metazoa; Arthropoda; Insecta; Lepidoptera; Noctuidae.